Molecule: messenger RNA, 1329 nt
Organism: Rosa chinensis
Lineage: Eukaryota; Viridiplantae; Streptophyta; Magnoliopsida; Rosales; Rosaceae
Product: synaptonemal complex protein 1-like
Exons: 13
Coding region: 1-1329 (442 amino acids)
Biological process (GO): reciprocal meiotic recombination
Source: RefSeq, a predicted model, not a curated record
AUGGGGCAUUCGGUGACUACCGGAUUUUCUGUUAUGGCUCAACGCAAACAGGGUCCUCCUCCAGGCUUCUCAGGACAUUCUCCACGCCGUUCUCUAGAUCAUCUCUGCAAAGCGGAACAAAUAGAUGGUUUACUGAAGCAAGGUGAAACACAUGAGCAGCAUGUAGAUUUGAUGAAUAAACAAGUCAGCCAGCUUCAUAGCACACUAGAGGAAAAGGAGCAACUUAUUGUGCAAUAUAAGGAACGAGAGAAGAAUCUGGAAGAACAGAUCACAGAGAAUCUUGCAUCGCUGACUGCUGCUGAAAUUAAACUUGUGGAAGAUAAGAAGCACUAUGACCUCAUGCUUGAGAGUAAACAACUAGAACUGUCAAGGCAUUUGAAAGACAUAUCUCAGAGGAAUGACCAGGCAAUUAAUGACAUCCGGAAGAAGUAUGAGGUGGAGAAGCUGGAGAUAGUUAACAUGGAAAAGCAAAAGGCAGAAAAACUUGUUCGAGAAAGGGCGAUAGAAUGUGAGAAAAAACUUGAAGAAUGCAGAGAAGAAUCUGGGCAGCACUUAAUGCAUGUUCAGGAGGAACAUACUGCGCUGGUCAGUAGUCUUCAGCAGGAGCAUGAUAAAAAGGAACGAAGUAUAAAAGCUAAACACAGUGAAGAGCUAAAGCAGAUCCAACUUCAAGCUGAAAACGAGUUGAGAGAGAAAAUUACAUCAAUGAGGAAUGAACAUGAAGCCCAACUGAAAGCUUUGAGGCUUCAGCAUGAAGAUGAGAUUAAGAAGCUUCAGGAGGACUUGGAUCUUCAAAAGUCCAAAGAGGAGAAGCAGAGGGCAUUACUGCAAUUGCAGUGGAAAGUUAUGAGUGAUAAGCCAGAAGAGGAGCAAGAAGUGAAUUCAAAGAAGGAAUACUCAAUUUCGUCAAGGAGAAACCCUGUUGUGAGAAGGAGAGGUCAGCGUUCUCUGAGAAGACCAGAGCAUGAGAAAGAUUCACCUCUAGUGGGAGCAAAACAAACACCUGUGUCAACACUGUUGAAGAAAGCUUCAGAGAAUAUCAAUUCACCAACUGUAAUGAAUAUUUCAAAGCACCACAAAAAGGUAAUUCGUGACGAAUAUGAAGUUGAAACUGGUAAUGGAAGAACUAUUAAACGGAAAUUAAGAAGCACAGUCAUGUUUGAGGAUCCAAGAAAACAUAAGAGGACAAGUACACCAAAAGUCAAAAGCCCCAGGAGUGUGGUCAAGGGAUCUAAGGGAGAGGGUCAACCACGUCCUUCAAACAUCGUUGACCUGUUUUCUAAAGGGUCUCUGAAUCCAUAUGCUGAUGAUCCAUAUGCAUUUGAUUAA